AUGGCAACAAGAUACGCAAAGAGAUUACAAAAAGAAUUGAUGGAGUUACAGGUAUCACCACCAACUGGUAUCAGAGUGGAGGAAGCCAAUGACUUGUCAAGAUGGGUCAUUGGUAUUGAUGGUACCACUGGUUCGCUCUAUCAAGGCGAGAAAUUCAGCCUACAAUUCAGAUUCAAUGAUGGCUACCCAUUAGAGGCACCAGAGGUUAUCUUUAUCGGUAAACCACCUGUACAUCCACAUAUUUACGGAAACGGUCAUAUCUGUUUAUCAAUUUUAUACGAUCAUUGGAGUCCAGCAUUGACAGUUUUAUCAAUUUGUUUAAGUAUUUUAAGUAUGUUGAGUAGUUGUACUGAAAAAGUACGACCAGUAGACGAUUCUGUAUAUGUUUCGAGAGCCGUUGGAAAGAGUCCUAAAGAUACAAGGUAA
Messenger RNA from Heterostelium album PN500, 426 nucleotides. RefSeq names its product ubiquitin-conjugating enzyme E2 (gene ube2w). NCBI's taxonomy places the organism in Eukaryota, Evosea, Eumycetozoa, Acytosteliales, Acytosteliaceae. The coding region runs from base 1 to 426 and encodes 141 amino acids. The transcript is spliced from 2 exons. The record is from RefSeq and is a predicted model, not a curated record.